Coccomyxa subellipsoidea C-169 is the source of this 806-nucleotide messenger RNA. RefSeq lists its product as hypothetical. The record is from RefSeq and is a predicted model, not a curated record. Lineage: Eukaryota; Viridiplantae; Chlorophyta; Trebouxiophyceae; Coccomyxaceae. The coding region runs from base 208 to 762 and encodes 184 amino acids. The transcript is spliced from 5 exons.
GAAAGCGACAUCGUUUUGGAUAACCGAGCUUUCAUUCGUCUUGGGUUUUACCGAAGUCUGCGGUACCGAGGGUGAGGCGGCUGCAUUUUGAGCAAACCACACGAAAUAAGGGCUUCCUUAAAUUGAGACAUCUAGUGAGAAUAGUGGUGUAAAGCUGAUCAACGACCACACACGCGUAAUCAUCACAGAACGGUGAAUGAUUAAAUCAUGAGGCUUCGAUACUGGGCGUUAAUCAGUGCCCUGGUCGGUGCUCACUUCGCUGGAUAUUCACCGAUCGGUGCAGCAUUCGACCUGUGUGGCCAGUCCUGGGCUGCCUGGCGCUCCUCAAGGGUCCCAGCUGUUGUUGAUGAAAGCUUGACAGCGGCCAUCAGGAACGUUACGGGCGACUUUGAACAGCUGGCAGACAUUGUCAAGGACUUCUUCAGACAAAGCGAUGGGGUGGAUCCUGAAGCAGAACAGCGCUUCAGGUACUUCCUACAGGAGAAGGCCCACAGGAAUCAUGCCAAGCUUGAAAGGGUGCUCGAUUGGCUGCUGGCGAUCUACAAGGUCGCCAUCCCAAUCCUGAUAUUUGUGAUCCUGGCGAAAGGGCCCAGCAGCAAGAAUGGGGACGGUGGCAAGCACGACAGGAUCAAGGCCAUUCACAGCAGGAGCCCUUCCAGCGGCAGCUUGUACAAGUCAACCAAGGACAGCUUCUCAAACUCGUCCUUGUUGGACUCUUCUGGUGCUGACCUUGAGAUUCAGCUUGUGGCGCUGCUUGCGUGACAAUGGGCUCAAUAAAAGCAUCAGCAGCACACAAGGAUGAACAG